Molecule: messenger RNA, 909 nt
Organism: Lizanozyma spartinae
Lineage: Eukaryota; Fungi; Ascomycota; Pichiomycetes; Serinales; Debaryomycetaceae
Exons: 1
Coding region: 1-909 (302 amino acids)
Biological process (GO): urate catabolic process; purine nucleobase catabolic process
Cellular component (GO): peroxisome
Molecular function (GO): urate oxidase activity
Source: RefSeq, a predicted model, not a curated record
AUGAGUACAUUAAUCAAUUCAUCAUAUGGUAAGGCCAAUGUCAAGUUUCUUAAGGUGAAGAAAGACCCUUCUAAUCCUAAAGUUCAAGAUGUCCUUGAAGCCAACGUUCAAUGUCUUCUUAAAGGGAACUUUGAUGUUUCUUACACUGAAGCUGAUAACUCGGUUAUUGUGCCCACAGACACGGUUAAGAACACUAUAUUAGUUGAAGCUAAGAAUACGGAUGUUUGGCCCAUUGAAAGGUUUGCUGGUCAUUUGGCUAAGCAUUUCACUAGUAAAUAUUCUCAUGUUGAUGGAGUGGAGAUUUCCAUUGUUCAACAAAGAUGGAACAAGUACCCUGUUAAUGGUAAAUUACACGAUCAUUCGUUUGUUCAUGAAGGUCCAGAAACAAAACAAACCUUUUUAACUUACAAUAAGAAGACUCAAGAAUUAUCAUUGAAAUCAUGUAUUAAGGAUUUAACAGUUUUGAAAUCGACCGGAUCGAUGUUCUAUGGUUUUAAUGUUUGUGAUUACACCAUUUUGAAACCAACGACUGAUAGAAUUCUUUCCACUGAUGUUUUUGCCUCAUGGGAAUUUGAUCCUAAGAAGUUGGCUACUUUAGAAGAUAUCGCUACCUAUGCCGAUGCUGGAUUAUUUGAAGAUACCCUUAAGACUGCUAGAGAUGCUACUUUGGAGUUGUUUGCAUUGGAAAACUCCGCUAGCGUUCAAGCCACAAUGUAUAACAUGGCCGGUAAGAUAUUGGCACUGGUUCCUGAAGUCAAGACAGUUACUUAUGAAUUACCAAACAAACAUUAUAUUUUGUUUAACUUAGAAUGGAAGGGUAUUAAAGAUAACACUGAAUUGUUUUACCCUGCUUCAGAUCCAAAUGGGUUAAUUAAAUGUACCGUUGGGAGAACUAACGCUAAGUUAUAG